UUAUCGGCAACGCAGCUCUCAAAGCCAGCAAUGUCCGCUGCAUUUCCCUCUGUGUUGAGGAAGCCGCCAGCUCCGAGCGCAUUCUAUGCUCCUUCCGACCUCUCGUCAGCCUCUCUCAUCCACCAGAUCAUCACGGUCGCCGGCGACCUCUUAACCACCUAUUCAAAUCGCCGCCGGUGGCCGCUGCACCAGCACCAGAAUGCCCGUUCCCUGCUUCGCCGGAUUCAAGUCCUUCUCACACUUUUCGAAUUCCUCCUCGAGUCUGAGCGACCGAUCCCUCGCUUAGCAAAGCUAUGCUUGCAUGAAUUUUACAUCAUCGUCCACCGCGCUAGGUUUCUGCUUGAUUACUUCUUUCACUCGAGUCGCCUUUGGUUGCUCCUCCACACUCAGAUGAUUUCCUGCCACUUUCAUGAACUUGAGCAUGAAAUCUCCAUUUUGCUCGACGUUCUUCCCCUGAACGAGCUCUGCCUUUCAGCCGACGUACUGGAGCACGUCGAGCUCGUCGGGCGGCAGGUUAAGAAUUCCAGGUUUUGUAUUGAUGUUAGAGUUGAAGAACUCCGUGUUAAGAUAUUGUCUUUUUUGAGUGAAUUUGAGGAACAGCGGCUGCCGGAUCUGGCUGAGUUAAAAAUCACAUUUUUAGACCGUAUUGGGAUUCUGGAUGCCCGGAAUUUCGACUCUGAGAUCAAAUUUUUAGAAGAGCAAAUCUACAACAGCCAUGAGUCCGAAGCUGAGGCGGAUUCCGCCACCAUUGCAGGCGUUAUUGCCGUAGCUCGCUAUGCUAAACUUCUUCUCUUCGGUAUCCAUGAAGCAGGGAAAGACAAGCGGAAACUGGGGACAAAGCCAGCAGUGAAUUGUAUCUCGAUCCCAAACGAUUUCUGCUGCCCUAUUUCACUCGAGCUAAUGUCAGAUCCAGUGGUGGUUUCCACCGGCCAGACCUACGAUCGCAAUUCUAUAGCGCAAUGGAUAUCCGCGGGUCACAAGAAUUGCCCCAACUCCGGGCAGACUCUCGUCAACAGCGAGCUCAUCCCAAACCAACCUAUGCGCAUCCUAAUUUCCCAAUGGUGCGCAUUUAACAGCGUCCCAUGUUCGGGACAUGGGAUCAGUAGUCGUGUAGCCGCUGCCGCCGCCUCCAAAGCGACGAUGGAAGCCACCCGCGCUAUUUCAAGAAUCCUGAUACAGUAUUUAUCCAAUGGAGACUUUGAUUCGAAGAAAGCCGCUGCCGGGGAACUCCGGUUGCUGGCCAAAAUUGGGAAGCUGAACAGAGUAAUUAUUGCAGAAGAAGGAGCAAUUCCUCUCCUCUCCCUUCUCCUCAACUCUGGGAGCCCAAUCGCUCAGGCGAACGCCGUCGGUGCCCUGCUUAAUCUCUCUAUCCACGACGCGAACAAGCGAAAGAUUAUAAUCCAAGAAGGCUGUCUGGCCUCAAUUGUAACCGUUUUACGCAGCGGGUUAACGCCGGAAUCAAGAGAAAACGCGGCGGCGGCGCUCGUCAGUCUCUCUACUUUGCACGAAUACAAGAAACUUAUCGUGGACGAACCCGGCGGCGCUGAGGCACUUGGAUGGUUGUUGAAAUACGGAAGCACGGCGGGAAAAAAGGAUGCUGUAAGGGCUCUGUUCAACUUGUCAAUGCACCCGGAGAGUUGGGAGCGGAUGGUUAAUUCUAGUGCGGUGGGGGCGCUUGUGGGUGCGCUUGAGGAGGAGAAGGUAGCAGAGGCAGCGGCAGGGGCGCGCGGCGGCCAACGGUGGCAGGUUUGGUGGGUUGGGAAGAGAAGGCAAUCAUGGGGCUUGUGGGGGUGA
Messenger RNA from Phalaenopsis equestris, 1794 nucleotides. Its product is annotated as U-box domain-containing protein 17-like. The record is from RefSeq and is a predicted model, not a curated record. Lineage: Eukaryota; Viridiplantae; Streptophyta; Magnoliopsida; Asparagales; Orchidaceae. Bases 31 to 1794 code for a protein of 587 amino acids. Gene Ontology annotation, cellular component: nucleus; cytoplasm. Gene Ontology annotation, molecular function: ubiquitin-protein transferase activity; protein binding. The transcript has a single exon. Gene Ontology annotation, biological process: protein ubiquitination.